Molecule: messenger RNA, 3326 nt
Organism: Beta vulgaris subsp. vulgaris (sugar beet)
Lineage: Eukaryota; Viridiplantae; Streptophyta; Magnoliopsida; Caryophyllales; Amaranthaceae
Product: low-temperature-induced 65 kDa protein
Exons: 6
Coding region: 214-2982 (922 amino acids)
Biological process (GO): response to abscisic acid; response to stress
Source: RefSeq, a predicted model, not a curated record
AUUCCCCUCAAAAUACUUUUGCUUUUACUCUUUUUAUGUAACGACUACAAAUUGAUCGUCACUAUUUAAAAACCCUCUAAAUUCUCAUAAUCUUCGUCAGUAUUAAACGAUCAUUUCUUUGUUCCCGAACUUAAAAACAAAAAUUGCCAAGAGUUAAUCAAGAGUUAGUGGAGAAGUUAUCCGAUUUAGUGAUAUUAGUGAAAGUUGAUCCUAAUGAACAAUCAAAUGGAACGUCCUAGAGGUCACUCUACUACCUAUGAAGAAGAUCAUAUCCAUGAUCAAGAUGCUGGCACGGGGGUACAUAUUGGUCAUAAAGAUGAGGAUCAUGGUGAGAAGAAAUCAGUGCUGAAGAAGGUAAAAGCAAAGGCGAAAAAGAUUAAGGAUAGUAUUAAAGAGCAUGUUGGACAUGGUCAUGAAGUGCACGAUGAUCAUGAUGACGACGACGACGAUGAGAUGGAUGUGGACCCUGAAAUCCACAACACUCACGCUGUUCAAAGCUUUGUGCCAGGACAUGAGGGAGUUGCAAGGCAACAUGAACCAAAACAAGGAGACAGAAGUACAGGUCAAGAAGGUGCCACAGUGAUCAGCAAGAAAGGUGAUGAUUACCAGAAAUUUGAUCCUACUACUGCAAGAUCUAAUCCGGGGCAGGAUGAAACCUUGGGUUGCUCGAGGACGGAUACUGAAAGGCCAAAAGAAUUCGAGGAGCGACCUUAUGCACCAAGGAAUACCCCCAUUGCUGCUAUGCAUUCACGUGAAGGUCAUAGUACUAGUACCGGAAAUUUGGAUAUGGGGAAGAAGGGACCUCCUGCCAAGUAUGGAGGCUUAGUGGAGAGACUGACAGACCUGGAGAAUGAUCCUCAGGCCCCGAAAGAUGUAGGUGAAGAGCGUCAUCCUGCUAAUUAUCAGGCUAAAGUUGCUGAUCCGUCAGGAAAUGGUAAUAAUUCCAAGCCUGCUCAGAGCUAUAUGCCAGGGAUACAUAGAAGUAAAGUGGGUGAAAAAACUCCUAUGGGGGAGAUGCAUGCUUAUCCGUCUAGCAAGCCUCGAAGCGAUUAUCAGAAGUUUGAUCCAACUAAUACAAGCUGUGUUCCAGGGCAAGAGGAGACCUUGGGCUUGUCUAGAACUGAUGCCGGAAUCGUGAAAGGGUCACAGGAGAGCCCUAUGCCUGGGCUACAUAGAAGUAAACAGGGUGUAAGAACCCCUAUGGAAGGGGUGAUCCAUGCUGAUCCGUCGAGCAGGCCUCAAAGUGGUUAUCAAAUCUUGAAUCCUACUACUACAAGCUAUGUUCCAGGGCAAGAGGAAACCUUUGGCUGGUCUAGAACUGAUACUGGAACACUUAAAGGGUCAGAGGAGAGCUUCAUGCCGGGGACACAGAGAAAAGAAGCUAUUGAAAGAACUGCUUUGGAAGAGCUUAUUCAUGCUGAUCCGUCAAGCAAGCCUAAGCCUCAAGGCGACUAUCAGACCUUUGAUCCUACCAGUAUAAGUUAUGUUCCGGGGCAAGAAGAGACAUUGGGCUGGUCUAGAACUGAUACCGGAACACUAAAAGGGUCAAGGGACAGCUCUACGCCAGGGCUACACAGAAGUAAACUGGGUGAAAGAACUGCUAUGGAGGGAGUUGUUCAUGCUGAUCCGUCAAGCAAGCCUCAAAGUGGUUAUCAAACCUUUGAUCCGACUACUACAAGCUAUGUUCCAGGACAAGAGGAGACCUUGGGCUGGUCUAGAACUGAUACCGGAACACUAAAGGAGUUGAAAGAACCUUCUGACAGACACACUAGGAAGCUUGGGGGCAUCUUUGAUAGUUCAGAACACUUGGAGAAAGACCCUCAUGCUCCAACAGGUCCUGGGGAAAAACGUCAUGCGGACAACUACGAGUCUAAAGUUACUGACCCAACAGGCAAGGGUGGUGAAGAAAUAGGGGUUACACCAAUUCUGCAUCACUUGGAUAGAAUGAACAUCCAAGACGAAUCACAGCAAAAAGCAAUAACAAGCCAACAAGAGAGCAUGUUCAAACCCAAACAAAGCCCACAAGAUGAGAAAAUAUUCACUGGAAGCCAUGAUCAAUUCUCUCCAGAGCCGGUUACUUCUAAGACAGUUGUGUUUUCCGAAAUCCCAGAGUCGGGGUCUCAGUUUGACAGUACCAGUUCAGGUGUGAUGGGAUCACACGGCGACUCAGAACAGACACAAGGAAGUUAUACUGAGAAAAUAACGUCUGCUGCUGCAAUGAUGGCUGACAAAGCAAAGCAAGCGACGAGUUCUGUUACAUCAAAGCUAGGGUAUGGGGGAAGUUCUGAUCAGCACUCAACUAGUGCAACCUCAGGACCUCAUGAUACACAUUCUGAAUCAGGGGGUUAUGGCGCGAAAAUAUCGAAUGUCACAGCUUCUAUAACUGGUAAGGCUGUACAAGCCAAGGAUGCUGUAGCCACAAAACUAGGCUAUGGAGGAACCCAUGAGAGGCAGCCUGUGCAAGAAGGGGCAUUCAAGGGAGGGUCAAAUGUUGAAACAGUAACACGAUCCACUGUGGGCUCGGAUGUGCAUGGUUCGGAGAUGGGGCAUGAGGUGGACCCUAAUACUACAACUGGACCUUCUGCUUGGACGGAUAGAGGAGUGUCCGUGAAAACGUUCUUGGCCGAGAAACUGAAGCCUGGGGAAGAAGACAAGGCGUUAGCCGAUGUCAUUGCUGAUGCAUUGCCCUUGCACAAGCAUAAGGAGGAUGUAAGCGGGGCCGUGGAGGAAGACGGAAGGAGGAAAGUGACAAUAAAAGGGCGAGUAACGGAGUCUGAAGAGGUGGCAAGAGAGCUUGGAAGGAGUGAGGAUACGAGUUAUGACGAUGCUGGUGCCGGGUUGGCUAGUCCUGGAAAGGGUGUAAUGGAAAGGAUCAAAGAUGCUGCUGGUGCCUGGUUUCAGAAAGGUGGUGAAACUCUACCAAAGGAUGCUACAGAAGGUGUUGUAACAGGGGUCAAAGAUGCUGUUACAGAAAAGUGGUGAAUCUCUAUCAAAGGAUACUAUAGAAGGAAAUGGAAGCUCUCCUAGAAUUUCCUCAUAGUAAGGCAAGUGAGCAGAAUAGAGCUGGAGAAACAGGAUUUCAGUGAUAAUCUUACUCCAUUCGAGUGUUGCUAAUGUACUUGAAAUUAUAUCAGUUGUUGUAAAUUAUGAACUAAGACACUUAUUACAGUUUGUGAAUGUUUGUAUGUGAUGCUGCUGGUUACACUCGCACAAAUCAAUAUUAUGUGAUGUGAGUUGUUAUCUAGAGUUUUCUUGCUAUCUAUCUUAUGUUAUGUUUUGUUACUUUGCUUUUCCAGUAAAUAAAAACUAUCAGAUAUUUGUGUUUA